ACGGCAUGUAAAUAGGAACCCUGUGACGUUUAUGUAGGUACGCACGUUUUGAUGCACAGCGCUGACCGUGUGGGGUGGAGUUCCUCCCAGAUUAACGACGAGCAACGGAGUAUGGGGGGACCAAGUGUGAAGUAGAUCGAGCGCACCCAAAGUAGCAAGACAAGAAAUGGUAAAAGACGUUUGGCGCGGUUGGUAGACGAGCUGCGGACAGCCGAGGGAGAAGAACCGUGGUCAACCUCGCCGGUUUUCCCAUAUUCUCUCGUCAGCCGUAUAUUGAAGCUUGCCCUGCGCAGGCAGACGGAACCACCUCGAAAAUGCCUCCCAUCGAAAAAGACACCGGGAAGAAUGAGCUCAAAUCUCAGAUACAGCAACUUAUUGACUCCAACCAAGUGAUGGUCUUCAGUAAAAGCUACUGUCCGUACUGUGUUAAGGUGAAAGACUUGUUCAAAGAGCUGAACGUCGAGUGUAACGUGGUGGAGUUGGAUCUCAUAGAGGAUGGAACCACCUAUCAGGAGAUGCUGCUUGAGAUGACCGGACAAAAAAGCGUUCCGAAUGUCUUCAUCAACAAGAUGCACGUCGGUGGCUGUGACAAAACGAUGCAGGCUCAUGAAGACGGCAGCCUAAAGCAGCUACUGAGCGGAGAUGCCGAAGCUUACGAGUAUGACCUGAUCGUCAUCGGAGGAGGGUCUGGAGGCCUGGCCUGCUCAAAGGAAGCCGCUAUGUUGGGGAAGAAGGUCAUGGUGCUGGACUACGUUGUGCCCACGCCAAAGGGAACCACCUGGGGUCUCGGUGGAACCUGUGUGAACGUGGGCUGCAUUCCCAAGAAGCUGAUGCACCAGACUGCCGUGCUAGGCACUGCCAUGCAGGAUGCGCGCAAAUUCGGCUGGGAGUUCAGUGAGACAGUGAAGCACAACUGGGACACGAUGAAGACGGCGGUGAACAAUUACAUCGGCUCACUGAACUGGGGCUACAGGGUGGCACUGAGAGACAAGAGUGUCGAAUAUAUCAAUGCCUAUGCAGAGUUCAUCGAACCACACAAAGUCAAGGCAACCAACAAACGUGGGAAGGAGACGUUUUACACGGCGGCAAAGUUUAUUUUGGCUACAGGAGAGAGGCCGCGCUACCUGGGCAUACCUGGAGACAAGGAGUACUGCAUCACCAGCGACGACCUCUUCUCGUUGCCCCACUCCCCAGGGAAGACCCUGGUGAUCGGGGCGUCGUACGUGGCCCUGGAGUGCGGUGGCUUCCUGGCAGGCCUGGGUCUGGACGUCACCGUCAUGGUCCGCUCCAUCCUGCUAAGGGGCUUCGACCAGGACAUGGCCAACCGUGCCGGCGAGCACAUGGAGGAGCACGGCGUCAAGUUCCUGCGCAAAUAUGUCCCUGUGAAGGUAGAGGAGCUGGAAGCAGGAACUCCCGGCAGGCUGAAGGUGACAGCCAAGUCCACGGAGAGCGAUGAGAUCUUCGAGGGGGAGUACAACACGGUGCUGAUAGCAGUGGGCCGAGACGCAUGCACCGACAAGGUCGGCCUGGACAAGAUAGGGGUCAAAGUCAACCCCAAGAAUGGGAAGAUUCCGGUGAACGAUGAAGAGCAGACCAAUGUGCCCCACGUCUACGCCAUCGGGGACAUUCUGGAGGGCAAGUGGGAGCUGACGCCUGUCGCCAUCCAGGCUGGCAAGCUGCUGGCACGGCGCCUCUACAAGGGCGCAACACUCAAGUGUGACUACAUCAACGUUCCCACCACUGUCUUCACCCCGAUGGAGUACGGCUCCUGCGGUCUGUCGGAGGAAAAAGCCACAGAGCUCUAUGGGCAAGACAACCUGGAGGUGUACCACAGUCUGUUCUGGCCCCUGGAGUUCACCGUGCCCGGCAGAGACAACAACAGGUGCUACGGCAAGAUCAUCUGCAAUAAACUGGACAACGAUCGAGUCAUCGGGUUCCACUACCUGGGGCCAAAUGCAGGAGAGGUGACGCAGGGCUUUGGUGUAGCCAUGAAAUGCGGCGCCACCAAGGAACAGCUGGACGGAACGAUCGGCAUCCACCCAACCUGUGCUGAGAUCUUCACUACAAUGGAUGUGACCAAGAACUCCGGUGGAGACAUCAACCAGGCCGGCUGCUGAGGUUAAACCCUGCUCGUUUAGCUGAGGCUGCUCUCACGUUAGGACUCUCCAACUAAACCGCUCUAUCUAGCUUAUUUUUAACUCUGCUUCACCUCCAGUUGCUCCGCCCGCAGGGCAGCCGUCUCUCAGGACAAACCUGAGCGGCGUGCCCCGGCGGAGCUUAGAGGUGACUGACGGAAGCGGCGGUAGUUUUGAUGUGAGUGCAGCCUGCUGAACAGCGGGGUUACUCUGCUGAUAUCCCCCCGGGCUCCACCAGCGUGUCCUUGUUGAGGAGCACCAAAUACACACAUGCCUAAUGUGUGUGUGUGAGUUUGGGCUGUUUGUGACGUCCUGGCCCGUAACCUGAAAUUACUGAGGUGGGCGAGGAUCGAUGUCCCUCUGCAGGAGCGCGCCGAUGGCGACCUGAACCCCUUUGUCCAAUUCCCCCGACUUCGAACACAUCUCAGUGAGAGCCGAGCAAAUCCUUCCAGAUAAAGAUUUACUGGGAAUAUUACAACCUGAAUUGUAGUGAAUCUUGUGUUUAUAAACAAAAAAAUAAGAAAUGUUCACCGGUUUUUACUAAAAUGAAUUUAAAGCUGGUUUGUUGCAUCUCGCCUGUUCACCUUCUGUGUCUGUGAAAGAUGGAUUCGAUCCUCCAGAGGGCAGACUUCUGGCUGUCGGCCUUCUGCACAAAUUACUUGUUUGUUAAUGUCCAACCACUGUAGAUUACUCCUCAAGAUUUAAUAAAGGAUGAAUUCACCUUC
This is a messenger RNA of Cyclopterus lumpus (lumpfish), 2860 nucleotides long. RefSeq names its product thioredoxin reductase 3 (gene txnrd3). The record is from RefSeq and is a predicted model, not a curated record. Gene Ontology annotation, molecular function: thioredoxin-disulfide reductase (NADPH) activity; flavin adenine dinucleotide binding; glutathione-disulfide reductase (NADPH) activity. Lineage: Eukaryota; Metazoa; Chordata; Actinopteri; Perciformes; Cyclopteridae. The coding region runs from base 315 to 2117 and encodes 600 amino acids. Gene Ontology annotation, cellular component: cytosol; mitochondrion. Gene Ontology annotation, biological process: cellular response to oxidative stress; glutathione metabolic process; cell redox homeostasis. The transcript is spliced from 17 exons.